Panthera uncia (snow leopard) is the source of this 1154-nucleotide messenger RNA. It is a transcript of the gene CIB3, whose product is annotated as calcium and integrin binding family member 3. The record is from RefSeq and is a predicted model, not a curated record. The transcript is spliced from 6 exons. Gene Ontology annotation, molecular function: calcium ion binding. Lineage: Eukaryota; Metazoa; Chordata; Mammalia; Carnivora; Felidae. Bases 259 to 909 code for a protein of 216 amino acids.
GAGCUGGGGUGUGCCUGCAGUCUUUCCAUCAGGCUGCCUGUCUCUGGAAGGCGUCCCAUGCCCCCAGCCUCACCCAGUGGGGGCAGACGUGCUCUGCUGCUCUGUGACCUCCUACACAGUCCUUCUCAUCCUGGUGGCCAUGGACAUACUCAGGCUGUUGCCCAGAGAGCUGGGUUGUAACUUGAUCUCCCCCAGGCUGGGGGUGACGGGGCGGGUGGGCAGGUGACAGCCAGGGCAGGGAGAUUUGCCCAGACGCUGAUGUGCAGCAGCCUGGCAACCCGUGUGGCCCCGAGGAGACCAGGGGCUUUGGGAGCUUGUUCCAGAGCCCUGACAGCGGCCUUCACCAUGGGCAACAAGCAGACAGUCUUCACUCAUGAGCAGCUGGAAGCAUAUCAGGACUGCACCUUCUUCACAAGAAAGGAAAUCAUGAGGCUUUUCUAUCGCUACCAGGACCUGGCUCCCCAGCUUGUCCCCCUCGACUAUACCAGCUGUCCUGAUGUGAAGGUGCCCUACGAGCUUAUCGGCAGCAUGCCUGAGCUGAAGGACAACCCAUUCCGCCAGAGGAUUGCCCAGGUGUUCUCUGACGAUGGGGACGGCCACAUGACCUUGGACAACUUCCUGGACAUGUUUUCCGUGAUGAGUGAAAUGGCUCCCCGUGACCUCAAAGCCUACUAUGCUUUCAAAAUUUAUGACUUCAACGACGACGGCUACAUCUGUGCGUGGGACCUGGAGCAGACGGUGACCAAGCUGACGCGGGGGGAGCUGAGCGCCGAGGAGGUGAGCCUGGUGUGUGAGAAGGUGCUGGGCGAGGCCGAUGGGGAUCACGAUGGGCGGCUCUCCCUGGAAGACUUCCAGAACAUGAUCCUGCGGGCACCCGACUUCCUCAGCACCUUCCACAUCCGCAUCUGAGGGCACCGUGGAGAAGCCGGGUCAGAGGAGGCCGGCGUGACCCGUCACUCCACUGUGGAAUCCGGCCUCCCUGGGUUCUGGGAAUAAACACACGGCACUGAGUCACAUCUGCUUGGAGGAUGUAUUUUGCACCUUAAACCUGCCGGAUGGGAGACAGGAAGCCUGAGAUCUCACCUCUGCCCUCAUUGUGUGCCCCCAGGUGUGGCUACGCCCUCUGUGGGCCUCGAUCUCCCCAUUUACACAGG